AUGGACGAGGACAGCAGCUGUAGCAGCAGCAGCGGUAGCGGUAGCGACAAACCCAAAACCCACUCGAAGUCAACAUCCACCGAGGACUCGCUUGGCGUCAGCACAACAUCAUCCACAUGGACCAUUCUGCCAUCGGAUAGGAUCGAGGCGGUGAUGGACAAGCUCAACAGCAAUGAGGAGGAGGAGCCCAAAGAUCCAGGGGAGUUCCAGAGCGGCGAUCCCGAAGAUAAGCAUGAAAACGACAGAUGCAACCUGGCCGUGGUAGAUGACUCCCAGGCGGAUGAUAUUUCCGAUGGCAUUUCCAUCAUCAGUGACUGCGAGAGCACCGAUCGCAUUUCACCCCAUCCCUUUCUGCGCGACACCCUGGCCGACCUGAACUUCAACGAGCUGCUCAACACCCCCCUAAGGCUUAGUCCCAGAGAUAUGCUGCCGCCGUUGCCACCACCGCCGCCACCACCGCACAGGCAGCGACGCCACAAGCAUACCGAAACGGAGCCGUAUGUGGAGCCAGAGUUGAAUUUAUUGCAGCAAGAAACGAAGCUUGAGGCCCUAUAUCGUAUGUAUCCGUUGAUGCAGAACGGCCUGACGGCCGUCUUCUAUGUGGCCGCCACCCUGGCCAUACUGGGCUUCAUCGGCAGGCUGCAGCAUCCCGAGUGGCCGGGCCUGGGCAACGACAAACCCAUUGCCGAGCUGGAGCGCCGACUGGGCGAGCUGGAGAUGUCGAACAACCUGAUGCGUGCCGAGAUCGAUAUAAUGUCCAAGCAACUGCAGUACCUAAGCUCCGGUCAGGGUCCGGCCUAUGCCCCAGAUGGUGGCAUGUACUACAGCAAUGCCUUUGCCCAGGACCAAGACCAGGGGGGCAUGGGAAAGCGCCAGGGCAAACAGUACAAGAAAUUCAAAGCCUGGCCGGGACUUGGCAACUCCAUGGAGCCGUUGGACAUAACAAAGGAGGAUCUGAAAAAGCCGCACAAAUGCCGCGAUGGGCAGUAUGUGCAGGUUGCCUCCAUGUGCUUGGAAAGCCCGCUGUCGGCUCCCGAAUCUCUGGCUGAUGAGAUCGGUGAAGCUGUCCACGAUGUGCUGCAACAGUCUCAAACCUUUCGCAAUUUUGAAAAGGUCACCGAGAAACUAGGCACACUAGGCACUGGCGGCGUCGAGGGCGAUGAGGGCGACGCCAGUACUACAAACGAAGCAAGGGCAUUCCAUCCAGAUGGUAGACAACAAACAACAGGCAAUGGCAAUCCCAAUAAACAACCCAACAAACCCAAGGUGGAUCGGUACAAUGACAAGUACUCGCCGAAUGCCUCCAAAGAUCGCUACAAUGACAAGUACAAUCCGAAUCACUCGCACGAGGCCAAGCGGGAUAAUAGUCGCGGCAGGAGCAAGGAGGACGACCAUUCAAAGGAGCAAAACAACAACAACAAGAGGCGUUACAACGAUGAUGCCUCCAUGAAGCGUGAGCGCUUCAACAAGAACGGCAAGAAGCAGCGCCACCAUGCCAACAGCGGCGAGCGUGACGAGAGCGAUGGCAGCGGCGAGUGGCAUGAGAAGAGGAUGCAGCAACGCGAGCAGAGUCGCCACAAGCAUGACCAGAAGCGCAAGGACAACAGCAACUGGUAUAUUGAGCGCGGCGAUGGCCGCGAACAGGCGCGCUCCAGCGAGGCGGGACGCUGA
This is a messenger RNA of Drosophila obscura, 1671 nucleotides long. RefSeq lists its product as uncharacterized. The coding region runs from base 1 to 1671 and encodes 556 amino acids. The record is from RefSeq and is a predicted model, not a curated record. NCBI's taxonomy places the organism in Eukaryota, Metazoa, Arthropoda, Insecta, Diptera, Drosophilidae. The transcript is spliced from 2 exons.